UCUCCAACAAGGAAAUGCCAAACUGCUAGAAGAAUUUUCGCACUUCUCCCAGCCAUUGUCGCCGGCGAGAAGCUAAGCUAUGUCUUUGACGGUCGGGUUAAAUUGUUGCCGAGUUAGAGCUCUGGGUUACUCCUCUGCUUUACUUCCAUGGCGGCCGAGCAUAUGUUUGAUUACGAUGCCAAAGGGCUGCAGAUUUCGAACUAGGGCUUCUGGGAGACGGAGGGUGUUGAAGAAGAAACAGAGGGAGGAGGAAGAAGCAAAAUCGGAAGCCGCCAUUUCUCUGCAGACUUCUGCCGAUGAACGUUUUUCAGUGGACGAGAAUCCGGCGGAUUCAAAUGUCGGAAUAGUUAACCCUCCGAGGGGAGCUGUGAUUCAAGCUUGCACACUCACUUCUGGGCUCAUUGCCGCCUUGGGUAUACUACUUCGGCAGGUAUCUCAUGUUGCUGCGGAGGAAGGAUUGCCCGUUCUUGACUGCUCCGAGCAAGUCUCUUUUGGGUUUGAGAUAUGGCACCUUGGAUUGAUAUUUGGACUAGUUCUAGUAAUAUCCUCAUCUCGAUUCUUGCUACUGAAGACAUGGCCGGAUUUCAGGGAGUCCUCUGAAGCAGCAAACCAGCAGGUUCUCACAUCUCUUGAGCCUCUGGAUUACUUACUAGUUGCAUUUCUGCCCGGAGUCAGCGAGGUAAGUGGGGGAACCCAAUUGCAUACAACUGAUAGAAGCAACAACUUCUUGUUGAUGGAAUUUGGGAAUCUCCCUCUCUCUUUACAGGAGCUCCUUUUCCGGGGCGCCUUGCAGCCGCUGUUUGGAAUGGACUUGAAGAGUGUUCUCGCUGUUGCUGCCUUGUUCGGCAUCUUACACCUCGGAAAUGGUCGAAAGUACUCCUUCGCUUUCUGGGCAACCUUCGUUGGCUGCAUCUAUGGCUACGCCACGAUAGCAUCCUCGAGCAUUGUCGUGCCAAUGGCUGCCCAUGCUUUGAACAAUCUCAUUGGAGGGAUCUCAUGGCGCUACAGCAGCCAAUCUUUCAAGGCCUUGAAGUAGUCUAUAACUUGGUUAGACCGACUUUUUUCCUCGAACUUAUAACUAUUAAGAUCUCUCAUUGCUUCCAAUACUAUCUUUUUUUGAAAUCAAGGAGCACAAGUUAGAAGAUAGGCUUCAUCCUUGAAUCAAACCUUGUAUUUGGAAUGUAACAAUACUAACAACAGAUUAGAGGUUCUUAUGCUCCUUUUUGGUGGUAACUGAAAAAGGAACAAUAGAAUGUCUAUUACAAAGAUCUUUUCUUGAAUAUUAAGGAAGGAACUAGCUUGACAAUAAAACAAAAGAGGAGGCAUCAGUAAGUGUGAAAGAAUAGUGGGAAGCCGUUUGAGCUCUCCAAACCGGUCAAGAUAUCCUUCCUUGUUGGUAUUUCCCUUACAGCUCAAAUCAUUAGGAGAAAAAUAAAGUUUCUGCUUCUGAGAUUCCCAAGUGCUUGUCCUGCUAAAGACAGGGAGGUUUGGAGCUACACUAUAGCACUGAAGCUAUCCCCGCCCCCCGGGAAAUACACUGUCUUGUUGCUGCUUGAUGACAAAGUCAUCUUGUUCAGACUCAUCGUCUUCUGCAAUGCAAGUCUGUUGAUAACUUCUAGUGCUAAGGGGGGACUGUUCUUGUCUCCUUGUCCUUGUCUUCUUGCCAAUGGGAGAUGAUCUCAUGACCCAAUCAAGACGGCCACCUUCUUGAAUGAUUCUCGUGCGUAGUUAGCAUCUACCUAAACUGGAUCCAGGCUGUAUAUGAAGUUCCACUUCUUGACUCUUAUGUAUGCCAAAACACUUGAUCUGUACACAUUAUACAUGUUCUUGUCUGAGAUGAAAAUGGAGUAAUUUGUUCCUUCCUCCAUUUCGGUAUAACUAGCUCUUUUUUCGCCUUUAGAUGUUUGUGACAGUUUGCUGCAGCCUGCACUAUGUUUGAGGUAAAAAGUGGUUUUGCAGCUUCACUUACCAGUUCCGACUCGCAAUUGUGUUUCUUUCUGACUAAAGCUUUACGUGGAUUUGUUUUCCGUUUUCCAUAUUAUGUGUUAAGAUUGGAAAGUUUGAGAAGGGAGAUAGGGAGAGGAGGAGGCAGGAGAGGGAGAGACUGAAGCAGGAGAAGAAGUGGAAGAAGAAGAAGGAGAAGAAGAGGAACAAGAGGAAUAGGAAGAAGAAGAACAACAACGGGAGUAACGAUGGUGGCUCGUUGCCAAGGUUUGGGGAAUGGGACGAGAGCGAUCCAUCAUCAGCAGACGGUUACAGUGCCAUAUUCGACAUCGUUAGGAAAGAGAAGAACAGUGGGUUCUGUGUCGGGAAUCUGUCCUUCAAGCUGGCUGAUCAGAUCAAAACAAGGAAGAGAGGCAGGCUCCGCCGUUUCCUCAAAUCUUUGAAGAGAUGGUGGAGUUGCUUGUGAAAGAAGGUUGCGGAGGGAGGAACAGUGGAUCAAUCAAUGGCUAGCAAGUUUUGAUGCUGCUUUGUGUUUCUACCCUGCUGUGAUGUUUGGCUAAGAAAGAAGGGACCUGUGUUGGCUGUAUAUGUUGAUUUUAUUCAUUUCCGGUGGCUGGAAAUUCAUGUCUCUAUAUGUCAGAUGGAACUUUCGGGUUCGACAUUGGAACAGUUGGGUUGAGUUUGAAGAUGUUCUGUAAUUUUAUUGGCAUUGAGAGGAUCAUGGAAGAGGAGGAUUGAAAUGAGAGUUUGUUCAACGUGUACUACUUGUGUUUAAAGAAAUGGAUAAACAAAUGUGAAUAUAGUGAAUGGUUUAAAAGGUUUCCAUCCCCGCUUUCAUGUUUAAGUGAAAAAAGUAAAAAACUAAACUACAAGACUGGCUUUAUCAACCUUGAAA
This is a messenger RNA of Linum tenue, 2839 nucleotides long. The record is from the annotation of a GenBank genome assembly. NCBI's taxonomy places the organism in Eukaryota, Viridiplantae, Streptophyta, Magnoliopsida, Malpighiales, Linaceae.